This is a messenger RNA of Dermatophagoides pteronyssinus (European house dust mite), 2792 nucleotides long. RefSeq lists its product as uncharacterized. The record is from RefSeq and is a predicted model, not a curated record. Gene Ontology annotation, molecular function: protein binding. NCBI's taxonomy places the organism in Eukaryota, Metazoa, Arthropoda, Arachnida, Sarcoptiformes, Pyroglyphidae.
GAUGAUGAUGAUCAAGACAACUAGAAACAAGGAUAAUCACUCAAUGCAAGAACAUUGUUCGGUUGUUUGUUUGAUGGAUCGACAAAUUUUUUUCUCCGUUUUUUUAUUAUUUUUCUUCAAUUUUUUUCAUUAUGGUACUUGUUACAUCAUCGCAUUGAAUUUUUUAAAAUAAUCAGUAACGUUCUCUUUCGCAAAUUGACUUGUUUUCCUGUGAUUCCCAACGAAAAUUUUCAUCAUUAAUCAUAGUAAUAAUCUGAAUCUUGGUUUAAUCCAUCGAUUAAAUCUAGGGCCAUUUAUUGACGAUAACAUUAUGGAAAUUGAAAAUGAGCAUCAACAACAACUACAACUAUCUACAGAAUCAACCAAUAUAAAUGAAUCGGAAAAAUCGAUAAAUCAAUCAUGGCUAAUGGUACCAAGAAACGAAACAGGAACAAAUAAUAAGGUUGAUCAUCAAUCAAAUAAUAAUCAACAGCCAUCUGUAGAUUUCGAAGAUGAUGAACGUCUUUGUUCCUUACCAAUACCUGAAGUAAUUGAAAUGUUGAAAAAUUUAGCUGCUUGUAAUGAAAAACUUUACAAAUGGGAACAAUCAACAGUUAAAUUGGAACAAAUACCGUUCGAUGAUCCGAAUAAACAACAGCUUAAUGAAAUCAUUAAUUUUGUCAACCAGAAAACCUCAACUCGAGAAAAGUCCAUUUAUCUAUAUCAGCAAUUGGGCCGUAAAUGUAAUCAACAUGGCAAUUAUAUUGGUGCUGCCAAAGCAUUCGAACGAGCAGCCAUUUUAUUGAUGGAUCCAACUGACCAAAAUGAAAUGAAUAAUGCAGAUGAUCAAACCAUUAAGGCAACGAUUGAAUGUCUCGAAUCGGCCAUCCGUAAUUACGAUGCCAUUCAUAAAUAUAAACAUGCUGGUACAUUACAUUAUCGGUGCGCACGAAUAUUACGAUUAUUGUCGGGAUUUUCGCACGAACAAGUGGAACAACAUCAUAUCAAAGCAUUAGAAUAUUUCACCAAACCAGAUCAUGAACUCAAACAAAGAAAACGAAUUGAUGGUCUUAAAAUUAGCUGUUAUUCAUCUUCAUCGACUUGGGCACGAAUGAUAUCAUCAUCAUCAUCAUCGUUAUCCAAGAUGUUCAACACGCGAACAAUGAAAAAAAACAAUACAAACAACACAUUAACAACCACCCAUCAUAAAACGAUAACGACAACCAACCAUCAUUUGAUCAAGUUUCAUGAUUAUGAGGAUGACGAUGAUGAUGAUGAUGACGAUGACGAUGAUGAACUGGUUACACUUGUUGAGUCCGAUGUUGAAAACGAUAAUCAUCUAGUCAAUCAUAAAUAUAUAAAUGGAGGAUCUGAUCGGUCGAAACGAAGAAAAACGCUUGCCAAAAUGAAUAAUAAAAGCAAUAUUCCGAGUAGUAACAAUUCCGGCUCAUCCUCAUCAUCAUCAAUAACUUCACCAAAAUCAACGUCGUUUGAUUUCAAUCCGUGUGAAGCUGCAGCAAAACCUACUUUGAAAAAUUACAUAGAUAAACAUUUCAUGAACAAUCCACUUGAAAAUGAACAACAAGAUGAUAAUAAGGAAGAUGCUGCUAUGAUAUAUAAUGAAUCAUUGUCAUCGACACCAACAACACCAUCAUCAUUACCAUCACCAGAUUCGAUCCGAACAUUAUCUUGUAAUACUAGUGGACAGCGAUCAAUAUCUCCAACUCGUAAAUAUCACAAUGAACAUCGUAGUACAUCAUGUCAUAAUCUAGAAUCCUCAUCCCGAAAAUACUUGCAUCGCCAUAGUCGACAUCAUCGAUCAUAUGCAAGUUAUCAUCAUGAUUCAAGCAAAUCCAGUCAUCAUCAUCAGCGUUCGGAUAAUAAUCAUCAUUAUUCGAAACUAUCAUCAUCAAACACAGCCGUUUUUCGCUGUAUUGAAGAUCGGAUCGAAUCUGCUAAAAAAUUAGUGAAAAAACUUCAAAAAUUAUGUCCUUUCUAUGAUGUUACUACUACGGGCAUCGAUGCUGGUCGUGUUUAUUGCCGAAUUUGCGAUCGUUAUUUAGGUGCCGUUAGUUCCACACUGAAGAAUCAUGUCAACACACAAGAACAUCGGCAAGCAUUUGAAGAUAGUCAUCAACAGCAGCAAUUUGCGACGACGGCAUUAGCUGCGACAAAUGAUGUCAUAGCGACUCCACAACUUUCGUUUGGCGCGACAUCAGUUACACCAAGUGGCCAGUCGAUAAUUUCUUAUCCGACGACCAACAGUGGACAAGAUGUUGGACAAAUGAGCAAUUAUGUUGCUGUCAAUACCAACAUCAUUACACGAUCAUCACAAUCUUCGAAUAUUCUUGCUAAUCAACAGCAGCAACAUCCAUCAAUUGCAUCUUCAACAAAUCAAAUUCAAUGGCAUAAUCAGCCUACCGUUCAGAAUGAUACAACGAACAAUAACAGAGAAUCUGAAUAUCCAGCACAACAACAAAUAUAUCGAUCCACCGCUCCAACAGUUGUGGUCAAUACAAACAAUGUCCAGCAGCAAUCAUUACCAUUCGCAGCUGUGCCUGCAUCGACUGCAUCCAUACAAUUAAACCAUCAUCAUCUUCAAUCUUAUAAUCCAUUUACUCAUCAACAGCCGCAACAGUUUAAUUCGCAGCAACAAUCACAACAAUAUGUUUCGAUCAUGUCUGCUCCGGCAACAGUUCAACAACAACAACCGAACGGUCGAUCAUUGUCCACAACUUUUCAUUAAUUCAUUACAUUUUAUUUUUCGAUUUUUAGGUGUUUUAACUAAUAAUAUUUUUAUCUAUUCAAAAUGA